AUGCACUUGCAUCAUCUAAAUAAUCCUUCUGAUGAUUCUGAUAAGUUAAGUUUUAUUGCUUUUACAUGUGAUUGGAAGCCGGUUACUUAUUUAAAUGAAAAUGAAAAAUUUCACUAUUUUGAAUAUAACGAGAAUCAUGAGUCAACAACAUCCAUCGAGAGAAUUAAAAGAUUUAGUUUUAGCCCACCGUUUAAAGAUGCUCGCGUUAUUGGUUCGUCUAAUGGUUUGAUCUGUGUUUCUCAAGGCCCAGAGGGAACUUAUAUCUGCAACCCCAUCACAAAAGAAUAUGUUAUGCUUUCAGAAAUCAAGACAGAUUGUGACCGGCAAUAUCAUGAUUGGACGAGUGGAUUCGGUUAUGUUUCUUCAUCCAAUGAAUACAAAGUUGUAGGUAUGUAUCUAAAUAAUUGGGACCAGUAUGCAGAAAUCCACGUCUACACUCUAGGCAAUGGUGAUGGAUGGAGGAACCUUGGAAAGUUAGAUCUUGAGUUAGAGUUAAAUACAUGUCUUUGGUGUCACGGUGUCCUUGCUAGUGAAGCUCUUUAUUGGAAGGAUAAUUUUAAGGAAAUGAUUGUGACUUUCGAUUUGGCGGAAGAAAAGUUUUGUGAAAAUAUUUUACCACCUCCUUUAACACCAGAUGGUGAUUGGGAGACUAAUUUUAUAGGGGUUUUGAAUGGGAUUCUAUUUAUUGCUGCCUUUAUAAUUGCGGAAGGAAUUGAGUUUUAUGACAUAUGGCUAUUAGCAAAGAAGAAUGAUAAUCAUGACGAGGGGGAGGAACAUCAGUCCUUGGGAUGGAGUAAAGAGUUUCGGAUUGAUGAUGACGAAUCAGUGGUAGCUCUUAUGAAGAGUGGGGGUGUUUUAACUUUCGGUCACGGGAGGCUUCGUGGUCAUUAUCUCUACAUUUGUGAUCCAAAAGCUUCAACCUCGAAACCGCUUGCGGAAUUCAAGGAACGGAUUAAUCAAGUAUUCCCUCACAGGAACACAUUAGUUUCAUUGAAAGAACUAGGGGAAGAAGAAACAAAGGUAAUGGAGUCGACUCAAAUUGAAGAGACUAAAGCUUUGAUUACCCUUUGA
Molecule: messenger RNA, 1071 nt
Organism: Papaver somniferum (opium poppy)
Lineage: Eukaryota; Viridiplantae; Streptophyta; Magnoliopsida; Ranunculales; Papaveraceae
Product: F-box protein CPR1-like
Exons: 1
Coding region: 1-1071 (356 amino acids)
Source: RefSeq, a predicted model, not a curated record